This is a messenger RNA of Clupea harengus (Atlantic herring), 6846 nucleotides long. It is a transcript of the gene tbx21, whose product is annotated as T-box transcription factor 21. The record is from RefSeq and is a predicted model, not a curated record. Gene Ontology annotation, cellular component: nucleus; chromatin. Gene Ontology annotation, biological process: lymphocyte migration; regulation of transcription by RNA polymerase II; positive regulation of DNA-templated transcription. Lineage: Eukaryota; Metazoa; Chordata; Actinopteri; Clupeiformes; Clupeidae. Gene Ontology annotation, molecular function: DNA-binding transcription factor activity, RNA polymerase II-specific; RNA polymerase II cis-regulatory region sequence-specific DNA binding.
CGUCUGGGCUACGGUUGAGACCCACCUCCAGAGCCAAUUACCACUCGCGAAAUGUAUAUAUCAUAGGCUGAGAAGCUGAACAUGUGUUUUAGGGGUCGCUUUGCGAGUGUGAUCCCAAAAAGACAACAGAAUUUUCACUUAAUUUGCGGAAAGAUCGGGCCAAGUCGUGACAGCUACAGCAAAGGACAAAUCACACGCUACGGAUUUACCGUUAACAGCUUGCUCGUAGUUUCUUCUCACAGCACCUUGGAAAGCUGCCCUGAGAACUUUUAUGUCAGAGGUAAGCGAUGCAAUCUGAGUGAGGAUAUGCUUUGGAAAGCUACUUUCAAGUUGUUAAUUUAAAACUUUGCGUUUGCAUGACCUAGUUUAUUUUAACUGGAAGUAAAAACAAGGAUCACGAUCAACCUAUGACACUGCACGUCCGCUCAGAUUGGUGCUGCAAAUGGGCGGCAUAGGUGGCAAUUUGUACCUCAAUAUGUUGAAUGGAACUGAGACGCAACAUUUCGCAAAAGAAGCCGACAUUAGCAAUCACCUUCAUCGCAACAAAGACUUGGCGGACUUAAAAAUGGGCAUUCACGACACCAGGUUUUACUAUCAGGAACCAAUCCAGAACGGCCAGGACAAUCUGCCUCUGCCGUAUCAUAAUGAGCAAACUGUCGCCGGAUUCGGUGCGCAACCCGGGAGGUUCUACUCACCAACUUCACUUAGCAGUUGUCACUUCAACAACAUUCGGUCGCCGACGAGAGGUGGCAUGGGACAGACUUAUGUGCCGGCAGGAGGAGAUGGAUUUUCGCCGCAGGGCAAAGAAGUUUACCCGUCCGGUGCAGAGAGUUACUCGGCGCCUUUUCAGCACGGCUAUCCCCGCGCGCCGCUGUACCCUAUACCUGGCUUACAGGUGUGUGGCAAAACACAGGCUGUCCUCAACAACUACCCUCUUUGGGCCAAGUUCCACAAAUACCAAACCGAAAUGAUCAUCACAAAACAAGGACGGAGGAUGUUCCCCUUCCUCAGCUUUAACAUAAGUGCACUGGACCCCACGGCGCAUUACAACGUCUACGUGGACGUGGUGCUUGCUGACCAGCACCACUGGAGGUACCAGGGCGGCAAGUGGGUGCAGUGUGGCAAGGCGGAGGGCAACAUGCCAGGAAACAGGACGUACAUGCACCCCGACUCACCCAACACCGGAGCUCACUGGAUGAGGCAGGAGGUUUCCUUUGGUAAACUCAAGCUCACCAACAACAAAGGCAGCUCAGGCAACACGGCCCAGAUGAUUGUGCUGCAGUCCCUGCACAAGUACCAGCCCCGUCUGCACGUAGUAGAAGUGAAGGAGGACGGCUCCGAUGACCCCUUCCUUUCCUCCAAGGCCCAAAUCUUCGUCUUCCCAGAGACACAAUUCAUCGCCGUGACAGCCUAUCAGAACGCAGACAUCACUCAACUGAAAAUAGACCACAACCCUUUCGCUAAAGGCUUUCGGGACAAUUAUGACACGCUCUACGUCCAGCCGGACUCAGAUCGCCUCACCCCGUCCCCCACCGAGGGUCAGCAGCUCCUGCCAGGCGGCUGCUACCAGCCCUACCUGUCCGACCAGUACAUGAGCCCCCUGCCCCAGGGCCGCUUUUACAGCCGAGAGCACAUGGCCAUGGGGGGGCAGCAGGGACCCAAGGACCCGUCCUCCGUCAGCCCUCACGGCCGCUGGUACCUGCCCAGCCCCCACCCCAUGCCCCCCUCCAACUGCCUGGACUUCAACUCCUACGACGGGGACUACUCCGGCAAUGGGCUUUACAAGCCCUACCACCACCUGCAGACGCCCGGGAACCACGCGCUGGGCUACUACCCCGAGAACCCCUUCUCCCCCGGGGGCAUGUCGGUGCCGGCCACUGGAGCUUGGAGCACCAGCGGGAGGCCCUCGCCGCCGUACCUCAGCCAUCCGCGGCCCAGCAAGCCGGGGCCGGCGCUGGGCUGGUUUCGCUCCGUGCCGGGGGCUUCCUCGUCCACCUCACCGGCGGGGACCAACGCACGUCCACCCCCACCCCCACCGACGCCAUCGGUCCUACCGGUGCCCGCGCUGGAUGCCCUCCGACUGGCCCUGCCGCAGGACAAGCCCAAGGAAGGGUGCGGCAGCAGCAACGGCACACGAGAGGAUGGCUGGCUGGAGGCCCCUUCAGUGAAGUCGGUGGACUCGGCCGACUCGGGACUCUACGAGGGUGGUGAGAGCAAGAAGCGCAGGGUGUCGCCCUACGCCUCCAGCACGGAGAACUCCCCGCCCAACCGGGGCGCGGAGCUCUGUGAGAAGGACAGCGGGAGCGACGCCGGCUACUAUAGCUUCUUCGGUCACUGAUUCGCACCCACCCAAAAGACCCCAGCUCCUGCCCCCUGCUGUCGCCCACAACGGACCUCCAAGCCCUGCGCUCAUACCCAGAGAUCUCCAACUGUACCGUUGCACUGGUCUCCACCUGUGAGACUCUGUGGCUGAGAGAAAGACCAAGCAGGAAAGAAGAGCUCUGCGGUGUUAAGGCUGUCAAGGCUUAACACUCUUUCACAGAACAGACUGGUUUGAAUUUCGGGGAAGUGUGACACUGAUACCACCUUGUCUAUGGGACAGUGAGACAGCGACAUUAUGUCUAUUUGUAAAGUAGUCUGUGUUUCUCUUUUGUGGUUAAAGUGUCUCUGUGUUGGAUGUAUAUGCGGAAGAAAAGAGUGUAUAUGUGAAAGAGAGAAAGAGAGAGUGGGGUGGAGGGGUUGCAGGGAUGAAAGUCAAUCAGAAGAGUUCUGAAGGUGGCUGUCACAGUUAGAGAGGUUCUCGGUGCAAAGCCGAUGUGACUAUGGACAGACACUGGCCUGGAGACAAGGCCAUGUACAGUCCUUUGCUAGCCCAGUGUUUUAUAUAACCGUGGAGUUUUAAUGGAAGGGAAAGCGGGAGAGGGGGAAGAGAGGGAGAAGGAAAGAAAAAAAAAUGUCUGCACACCUGCUGACACUCCCCUAAAGGAACUGUCCAGUCUCCCUCAUCACUGACUAAGAAAACACGCUUGGGCGCACACACACACACACACAAACAUGAACAUACACACUCACAUAGGCAGUAUUUCCCACAUUCUUCCAAGUCUGUUUGUUACGGAAAGCACCAUAAUUAAGGUUUAGUUUUAAGUCCAUGCAGACCACACCAGUGAGAGGUGAAAACGCAUAGAUGCCCGGUGCAGUGGGUAGCGAGAAGCAAAGGGCACAGACCGUGCAAUGCUGGCACCAAGGUGUCACAGUCCAUUUUUUACACUUGGUGACCUGGUCCCCCAGAGUCCAGCCUCUUGCCCCUAACCUAACAACAUCAGUCAGCUCUGUGUGACAUCACCUAACCAGGAACACCUGCUUGUUAUCAUCAUUUUCUUACUCGAAUGAAGGUUGUUAUUAUUAGGGGGUUUUCUUUUUUUAAAGAUAGUUCAAACACAGUGAUGAUACACAAGUACCCUUCCCUGGGUUGAACUGAUGUGUGAGCCUGACCAAAAGAAAUAGGCUACAUUAUAAUUGGGACUUCAAUUUCUAUUACCAGCCAAUCUGGAAAUGCCCCGGUCCACACACACACACACACACACACACACACACACAGAUAAAGACCACAAUCAAUAACCACAUUACAACAUGCAUCACUCAGACACCACCAGCUGGAAAUCGUUAGCAAUAGUUUUGGAGUAACCUUGUCUGUGGAGGGCACGGGUGUUUUUUUUUCUUCUUCUUUCCCUCAGUGCUGUUCCAAAACAGCCCUCAGUUAGUCCCUGUUGGAAUUACAUUUGUUUUACUCAUUUUAUUUUUAUUUUACUGGUACUGCUUUUGUCAGAUGCUGUUGACAAUCUGAACGUAAUGAGGUGCACAAGUUUCCAAACAGAGAUGAACGCUUAUUUAUGGCAUGGCCGGGUGAGAAGGCAUAAAACGCAAAUUACUAUGACUGUAGGUGAACCUGACAGCUGACCUUUCUAUUUACCUGAGUGGCGCAUCGGGUUUACUCUACGGUCACAUUAGUAAAUACAAAAUAUUUAUUCUUAGCUGAGAAGCAAAUUAUGUGGACAUUAGGGGACGUGUAAGUCACUGUAAAUUAGAAGAGGUUUUUACUGAGCCGAGAUGGUCUGAGAGCAGGUCACAGCAGCAUUGCAAAACCCCUCCACUUUACCAGUCAUCAUGCCGGCACUCGCGUUUUGACAGUUGUGCUUUCUCUUGUUAGUUUACCAUUUAACCUCGGUGACAAAAUUAAAGGUUGGAAUCAUUCAAACUGACAAGUUAGGUAAAUAAUAAUAAUACAUUUGAAGGCUCUGGCAUGAUAUAUAAAAUGAAACUGAAACUUUCGCUUUUCAUCAUGUUCUUCUCGUGUAAGCACACACUGUUAGAAAUUAUUAACCCAAACCCAAAACUUGACUCAUUCUAUAUCUUAUGACAACUUCUACAUGUUUGACAAAUGUAUUGUACUAUUGAAUUAGUUCGAUAUUAAGAUCCAACCCCAGCACACACGCACAUGCACAGACACACACUCUACAGAUUAGACUGACCAACCAAAAAUUGUGGCAAUUUAUCUGGGAAACCUGCACAUCAAGUCUUCUUCAGUACUGAACAUGUGAUAUACAAAAGCACAAUAUGACGGAUGUCAACCAAAUAUCACAGAUCUCUUUUUUUCUUGUUCUGAUGUUGUUUUUCUAAAUCAUGUGUUCUCAUGACCUUCGUGCUCACAAAUAUCCCUCUUCUGACAACGCAGGUUCCGUAAAGCUGAUGGUGCUAUAGAAACUAUUCAAACGGAAUAUUCCUAACGGCCCCUUAAUCCAAACUAAUGCGAUGAGAAGCCAUCCGAUGGCAGAUCCAAUUGCCCUUUGCCUUGACUACUAAAACAUGCUCUUCGUGGCUGACACUGCCGUAACACGACAGCAUACAGAUGGCAUUUUGAGUUGGAAGUUUGUGACGGAAUAUAAACCUUUCAAACCCUCCACCGCUUUCACGUGCUGUGCCCUGUAACGCGCCUGGCUCAGGGGGAAAAUAUGCCAUUUUAUAUCCAGUUCCGUGGGCACACUGGCUCAAGGAGCAAUGCAACGUUACAAAAAUGCCCCAAUACCACGGAAAGGUUAGCCUCAUCAGAAUAGUAAAAAAAAAAAAAACUGUCAGGACUCCUAUGUCAAUCUGACACGAACUGACAGCGACAGUGACGAUAAAAGGCGAGAUACAGUUUUCUGUGAACUGUUUGGAUAUUUGGGAUGUCGAUUUCAAAAGCUCAAGAAUACCUAGCCAUUUCAUUACACUUGAAAUUCAGAUAUAAAUAUUUCUCAAAUUCAGGAAAUUCAAGUGCAAUUAAAAAAUGUGAUUUCAUAAUGAUGAAAUCGCCAUAUAACUUUUCAAUAACUUGUUUUGUCUUUGUUUGUUUGCGCUGAAACCCCUCUCUGGCCUUUCUCAUUGUACACUCGCAAAACCCCGACAGUUAUUGAGCGUCAGGAUCCCCAAAUAAACCUCAAUAUGGAAGCUUGGCUGACCCCUAGUGGCCAAAGUAGCUUAUAAACACCUGAAAAAAAGAUGUGCAGACUGAAAAUGCGUCAGGAGGUUCACUUUGUUACUCGGAGUUAGGAUGAGGAUAAACAAAGUGUCAAAUGGUUUUCUUAGAUGAGGACCCAUGAGUGUGUUGUAUUGUACAAUUAACUCUUGUUAUGACUGGAACCGUUUUUUGGGGCAACUUGGCUUUUUUUGUAAGUACGCAGUCUUUUUUGGAUCUCUGUACAAUGGUUUGUUUGGCUUUUCUGAGGUAUAAAUGUAAUUUUUGAAAAAUAAAUUCUUGUGCUCCUUAAGACGUUCUUGUACUUUUUGAAGGAACCCGAAAAUCAGCAUCAGAGGUAUGACAGAAAUGCAGUAGAGGAACUGAAAACGUAAAGAUGUAUUUGAUUUUAUUUUCAGUGUAAUAAAGAUUAUGCUAAAAAAAGCAGAGGAAAUCUUUUAUUUAUUAAAAGUGGUGAAAUAUUGUGUAAUGUACUGAUUGUUGUGUUUUUUUUUUAUUCAUGCAUUAAAAUUAUAUUAAUUGUAAAUCUGUACAUGUUUGGACUUUUUCUAAGUUUCUUCAGAGUCUAUCAUGUCUGUUUUUGAACAGAUUUUAAGUGUCUAGUUCCUGUGACAGUCCUUAAUGCUUACUGUACUGUUCACGGACAAAGCAUCUGUUUAUUCUAUGGCAUUUAAAUAAUUUUCCCAGCAGCAAAAAAACCCAAACAUAUAAUGUGACCUAAUUGAAGUUUUUCUUAAAAGGUUUGUACCCCAACUGAAUAACGCACUCAAAAAAUGACGUAUGUACAUGACUGUCAUCUUCUGGAAGUUUAAGCCCAUGUUAGGAUAUGUGGCAACUGAAGCACCUCUCAAGAAAAGACCAGGUGAAGUCUCCACUGAAAGAAAUGGUCACCUCCAAAGGGCUAUUUGAGUGCAUUACAAAAAUAAAAUGUAAGUGAAUGGCUAUUUUUACACCGGUCUUCUCUCUUAUAACUGAACCCACCAUUAUUCAUGACACACAUAGCACAGUUUACAUAAAUAAUUUAAAAAUAAAGAAAUCAUUUCAGUAAACAUAUAAAAUGAUUUAAAAAAUAAAGUCUCAAAGGAAAAUGCUCUCCACACGACAAAUACUUUGAACUGGUUGACUAAAGAGUCUGUUUUUGUGGGUUUGUAUUUCCCCCUACAGUUACUCUAUAUGACGUCUUGUCCUUAUUUGAUUGCUUAUUGGCAAUCUGUUUAUUCAAGCAUUAUAAAACACUCCAUCCAGAGAAAAAGAUCCUGCUUUCUCUUUAAUGGUGGACAAGGAAAGCUGUCAAAGAGCCGUCCAGACAUGGUGUUCCUCUGUCAGACAGAGCA